GUCACAUCGCCACCCGCGUGCGCACUUUGGAAUGGAAUGGGCGACGUGCCGCGCAGCUGAUAAUUCCGGCCGCGGUUCCUUUAAGAGCGCCCUCCUUGGCUGUCUUUCUUGACUGAAGUUUGUUUUUUUUUCGUUUUUUUCCCUUCCUGGUUUGAGACUCACUCCUCCCCUCCGAGAAAGUCGGAACUGAACUUUUUUUUUUUUAAGACAAACUGCGGAGACUUCGCACAGUGCCUCGUUCGUUCGUGACAAGAAAGUCGAACCCUCGGAGCUCCCUAAACCGCUCCGUACCACCCACCCAGUCCGUCCCGACUCGGCUCGGCCAUGAAGCUCACCUGAGUCCCGCCGCUCCUCCAGACCCCAGCAAGAAGUUACUCACCGUUCCGCUUGGCUUUUCCAGAUGGCCUUAGUCACCCUGCAGCGCUCCCCGUCCGGGAGCUCGUCGCCCAGUCCCGUCGUGCAGGAUGAAGAACCUCCAAAAAGAGGAAGAUUGCAAAAAAGGCAAAGUUUUGUCCUAGUGAAAGGGGCAGCUCUCCUCCUGCAGGAUAAUGAGGAUGUGGACCACCGCGAUGUCUCUCCCACUUUGCUCUCCCUGAUGAGAUCAAAGAGCUCGGGUUCCCAGCAGCGCCACCUGCAGUCAAUGCUGGAGCUGUUACGGCCAGAAGAUCAAAUCCGACUGGCUGUGCGUCUGGAGUCAGUGCAGCUGGAUCGAAUUCGGUAUCUAGUCAUCGUGACCACAAGCGCAAAUGAGGAUGAGAACAUCUUGCUCGGCAUGGACUUUCCAGACAAAGAGAAGGACAUUUGCACCAUUGGCCUGGUCCUGCCCAUCUGGAGUGACACCCAGGUCUACUUGGACGGCGAUGGGGGCUUCAGUGUCACCACUUCUGGACAGACUCUCAUCUUCAAGCCGAUUUCUGUGCAAACCAUGUGGUCAGUCCUUCAAGUUCUACACAAGACCUGUCAGUCAGCCUCCAUUAAGGGCUUAGUACCUGGCGGAUGCAGCCUGGACUGGGCAAAGAUUUAUGAAGCAAACAUUGAAUCUGAUCGGAUCUGCAUCAACGAGUGGCACAUGAUGAGUGAUCUGGAGUCUGUACGGCCCGAUUCUUGCUUCAACAACACGUCCAGCCCAUCCGAGAGAGAGCAGACUCAACAAAAGAUCCGGUCCGUACUCCGUAAAAUCAUGAGCACCAAAGACCUGGAGUGCAUCACAUCCAAAGAGAUUCGUAGUGAGCUGGAGCUUCUGACCGGCAGUGACAUGCGGGAGCACCGAGAAUUCAUUGACAAUGAAAUGAUGAUAAUUAUGGCCCAGAUGGACAAACCGUCCAAGAUCUUUGACUACCUCUUCCUGGGCUCUGAAUGGAAUGCAGCCAACUGGGAAGAACUACAGAGAAACAAGGUUGGCCACAUUCUGAAUGUAACACGAGAAAUCGACAACUUCUUUCCAGAAUCCAUCAAGUAUUACAACGUCCGCGUCUAUGAUGAUGAAACAACAGAUCUGUUAUCUCAUUGGAAUAACACCUACCAAUUCAUCAAGGAUGCCUGGCAGUCCGGCAGUAACGUUUUGGUUCACUGCAAAAUGGGAGUGAGUCGGUCUGCGUCCACAGUCAUAGCCUUUGCCAUGAAGCAGUACAGCUGGUCGCUGGAGCAGGCGUUGAAAUACGUGAAGGAGAAGAGAGGGAUUGUAAAGCCCAAUCCUGCCUUCAUGAAGCAGCUAGCAACAUAUGAGGGCAUUCUUGAUGCCAGCAAGCAACGGCACAAUCUCUUGUGGAAGCGCAGAUCUCAAGAGAUGCAGCGAAGGGACCGCGAAGAUCGCGGCAGUUUGACCGACACUGAUGAUGAGGAAGAAUCCAAGGGCUUAGGUCUAGCAGAUUCCUCUCGGGGAGGCUUUGUGCCAGUCCAGGAACAUUUUUACCCAGAAGAGUUGUGGGUCCGAGAGAAGUCCCUGAGGGCACCAGAAAUCUGUGUGGAAGACCUGGAACAGGAGGACUUUGUCCAAGAGCUGGUAAAGCCUGCCUCCCCAUCCCUUGUGCUGGAUUCUGUCUGUGGUAUACAGGUUCCUCUAUCCCCAAAAAGCACCUUCUGGGACAGUCGCCGGAUGAACCUUUCAACCCUCAUGCGAUCAAUCAGUGAAAUGGAAGAGGAAGAGCAGGUUUCAGCAGUGAUGGAAAGGAAAGCAGCUGAAGAUGAUAAAGAGAGCUCAUCUUUCACAGGCAAACCUCACUCACCGGAAGCUAGGAAGAUGGAGCGCAUUCGUGCAAUUCAGAGAAAGCAACGCCUUGUUCACCAGAAGCCCAUUGAUCACUCCCCUGAACCGAGGUCCAAUAGAGAGCAGCAUAUUCAAGGCCAAAGUCCCAAGAGCAUCAGAAGGCACAAAGGAGGCCCGAGUCCAAGACAUAGCCCCUCGACACCUAGAAGGCAGAUGGCCACUGCAGACAGACAGGCUGAACAUCGACACAAGCACAGUCCCAGACUCUAUCAGAAGCAGAAGGGGAAGGAGCAUGGAGGCAGCCCAAAGACGUCCAGGCGACACCGACCCAAGACCGGGAGGGGAAGUGCUAUGUCUCGUAAGUUAUCGUAUCAACCUGAGAGGGGGAAAGUCAGGAGGCAGGCAGAGAUUCUGGAGACACAUGGUGAUGCUGGGGACCCACGGUGCCAGAUAGGUAGAAUGGAAAGGCUACAGUCUGUUCACAAGCUGAAGGAGGCUGGUCUGGUCUCAAAAGUCAGGCAGGAAAUCACAGGGCUUUGUGAACGUGAUACCUCAAGGCCUGACUUAGGAGAUGGGCAGGAUAUCAAAGAGGAAAGUGAACUGGUAGAAAAAGACAUGCAACUGCAAAGGCAGUUAGCAGAGGAAGAUGAACCUACCUCAUCCUCCACUGAGGAAGAGGAAUUGAUGGAAAUGGAGGAACCUACACAGACAGGUGGAACAGUGGAGCUACAGGAUAACUGUGGGAUGGGGAAGUCGGAGGAUGAGGAGUCAGAUGCCAGGAUAGUUGAAAAGUUGAAGGAGUUGGGGAGUGCAGAAGGUCCAGAAACUAAACCAAGUCUUGUUGACACCAGUAAUGCUGAGGAAAUCGAUAGGAACAUUGAAACAACAGUUGAGGAGAGUCCAACAUUACAGGAGUCUGAGAGUAGGUGUGAAGGAUCAGGCUCACAGGUACCACCUCAGGAAACCACAACAGAUCUAGCUCCAGACCAAAUUAUAUGUCCUGUGCCUUUACAGCCAAGCUUAGGAAACGAUACAGAAACAAGUGCCGAUGUAGAACCUUCCACUAAUGUAAGCAUAGGAGAAGACCAAGAAAAUGAAGCUGUGACUGUGAAUAAACAUGAAGCAGCAGUAGAUUGAAGAGGUUAGUGAUGGCCAGUCAUACAAUCUUCAGACGGUUAGGUUAGCUGGUGACAAGGACUUGGUCUGAAUGGAGGGCUGUGGCUGUCUUACCAUACCCGUCUCCUCCUCCUUUACUGUCACACCACUGCCUGAUUAUUUUCUCCCAGCCAGUAAAAUGGUGAAUAAGGAACACUGCCUUAUGCAAUUUUUUUUUAAUAUUUUGUCUAUGCAAAAGUAUUGUUGGAUGUAUGUAUGUAAA
Erpetoichthys calabaricus (reedfish) is the source of this 3584-nucleotide messenger RNA. Its product is annotated as protein phosphatase Slingshot homolog 1. Bases 401 to 3343 code for a protein of 980 amino acids. Gene Ontology annotation, cellular component: cytoplasm. The record is from RefSeq and is a predicted model, not a curated record. NCBI's taxonomy places the organism in Eukaryota, Metazoa, Chordata, Cladistia, Polypteriformes, Polypteridae. Gene Ontology annotation, biological process: protein dephosphorylation; actin cytoskeleton organization; negative regulation of actin filament polymerization. Gene Ontology annotation, molecular function: actin binding; protein tyrosine/serine/threonine phosphatase activity. The transcript has 15 exons.